Phalaenopsis equestris is the source of this 2576-nucleotide messenger RNA. RefSeq names its product methyltransferase-like protein 13. The transcript is spliced from 16 exons. The record is from RefSeq and is a predicted model, not a curated record. NCBI's taxonomy places the organism in Eukaryota, Viridiplantae, Streptophyta, Magnoliopsida, Asparagales, Orchidaceae. The coding region runs from base 76 to 2331 and encodes 751 amino acids. Gene Ontology annotation, molecular function: S-adenosylmethionine-dependent methyltransferase activity.
UAUUGGCUGCUGAUUCAGCGCGAGGAACACGACCGCCUCUGCAUUCCCCCUCCCCGACACAACUCAACACGAGCGAUGAAGAGCGGAGAGGCUCCGGUGGACCUUCUGGAAACCCUAGGGGAUUUCACGAGCAAGGAGAACUGGGACAAGUUCUUUACUCUGAGGGGCGCUGGAGAUUCGUUCGAGUGGUACGCCGAAUGGCCGUCUCUUCGCGACACGCUACUUUCCCAACUUUCAUCCAUUCCAUCUUCCACCACCUCUUCCGAAGCUACCGCGGGGCUGCCUCGGAUCCUCAUCCCUGGAUGCGGCAAUUCCCGCGUUUCCGAGCACCUGUACGACGCCGGAUUCCAACAAAUUACCAAUAUUGACUUCUCUAAGAUCGCGGUGUCCGACAUGCUGCACCGCAACAUUCGCUGUCGCCCAGAGAUGAGAUGGCGGGUUAUGGACAUGACGGAUAUGCAGUUUGCAGAUGAGAGCUUUGAUGCUGUUCUUGAUAAAGGGGGAUUGGAUGCAUUGAUGGAACCAGAAGUUGGUUCAGAGCUUGGAAGCAAAUAUCUUAAAGAGGUGAAGAGGGUUGUAAAGUCAGGAGGGAAAUAUCUUUGCAUCACCCUUGCAGAAUCUCAUGUCCUAGGGUUGCUUUUCAAAUUGUUUAGAUUUGGAUGGAAAACAACAAUCCAUGCUUUACCUAAUAAACCUGGUAACAAAACCACCUUCCACACUUUCAUGGUCGUUUUUCUGAAAGAUCAAUUGGGUGCGGUGAACCUGAUUGGAUCAUCAUUCGAUCAGUCAAUUGUGGCCUGCCAUACAAAACAGACUCAAGCUUUGGUCGAUGUAAUUAAAAUUGAGAAUCAAAUUCGCAAAGAAUACUUGUCGAGCAACGAUCUUUUAUAUUCUUUGAGAGAUUUAAGCUUGGGAGCAAAGGGGAAUCUGCAGGAGAUUCAAGCAGGGCGCAGAUUUCAGCUUAUUCUUGGUGGAGAGGGAGACUCCCUUUAUAGCUACAAGACUGUACUUUUAGAUGCUAAGCAGACAGUUAGCCCAUUCUUAUACAAUUGUGCUGUUUUUAUUGUUCCAAAGAUUCGUGCUUGUGAGUGGCUGUUUUCUUCGGAGGAAGGACAAUGGCAAAUAGUGGAGAGUUCGAAAGCAGCUCGCCUCAUUAUGGUUUUCCUUGACAUUAGUCACUGCCAUGCCACAAUGGAGGCUAUACAGAAAGACCUGUCUCCACUUAUUAAAAGCUUGGCUCCUGCGGAGGAUUAUGGCAAUUAUCAAAUACCGUUUAUGAUGGCAAAUGAUGGUGUUAAGCAAAGGAAGAUUGUCUACCAGGCUACAUCUCAGACAACAGGGCCAAUGAUUGUUGAAGAUGUAAUUUAUGAAAAUGUUGCUGAAGGCAACAAUUCCGAUCAAAUCCCUCCAGAAAAUAAGAUUUUUCGUCGCCUAGUUUUUGAGAGAAGCUCGGGAUUGGUUCAAUCAGAAGCCCUGCUAAUUCCUUCUGUAGAAGCAUACAGAAGACAGACAAAUUUGUCUUCAAAAUCCAAGAAAAAGGGUGGCCGUAAAAGAAACGGUUCUUCUGUAUCAUCUGACGGAGCGAAAUGCAAUAUGGAGAUUGACAAUAGCUCUCUGGCUAGCUCUUACCACAGCGGAAUCAUUUCUGGCUUUUCUCUGGUUUCCUCUGAAUUGCAAAAUGCAGUCUUAUUGCAAGAAAGGGUCAAAGUGAUUGUAGUUGGUCUUGGUGCUGGCCUUUUUCCAACUUUUCUUCACAUUUGCCUUCCAAUUUUAGACAUUGAGGUUGUUGAGUUGGAUCCUGUUGUCUUGGAACUCGCGAAGAAUUACUUCGGCUUUAAAGAGGAUGCACAAUUGAAGGUGCAUAUUGGUGAUGGAAUUAAGUUUAUUCAAAACGCAAAUAUAAAUUCAGAAAUCAAGGGCUCUGUUGCAAAUGGUGGAAAGAAUGGUGAUAUGAUGAAAAUCAUCAUUGUUGAUGCUGAUUCAUCUGAUCUAAGUUCUGGGUUAGCAUGUCCUCCAGCAGGUUUUGUGGAAGAAGCAUUCCUUUCUUCAGUGAAGGAUUUCCUUUCUGCUGGAGGCCUAUUUGUGAUUAAUUUGGUGUCCAGAUCCUCAGUUAUUAGGCAAAUGGUCAUUUCUAGAUUGAAAGCAGCUUUUGACCAUCUCUUUUCAUUGGAACUCGAGGAAGAUGUGAACGAGGUUCUCUUCGCUUCUUCGACGAGCACAUGCUUACACGAAAAUGAUCUUCGUAAUGCCGUCGAUCCGCUUCAGAAUUUGUUAAAGGUUCCACUGCCAAGCUUACUGGCACAGGCUAAGACAAUCAGGCAUUUGAAGUAGAAUCUAUGUGUUUGCUGAAACAAAUUUUCAGCAGCAGUAUAUGAAUCUAUACUUUUAGUUUAAGCUCUGCAAAAUUUUGCUUUUUUUACAUUUAUAUCAACUAAUUAUUUCAAAAAUGUCACUGUUUUAGCUUUUAAAAAGUGGAAUACACAUUUUGAUGCCCAUGUAAUAUGGUAUACAUGUAAAAACUGAAGUUUAGGUGUUAGAUAUGUCAAUACAUAGGAACCAAGUGGUAUGUAUAUUUG